Bactrocera tryoni is the source of this 1259-nucleotide messenger RNA. Its product is annotated as activating signal cointegrator 1 complex subunit 1. Gene Ontology annotation, molecular function: RNA binding. Lineage: Eukaryota; Metazoa; Arthropoda; Insecta; Diptera; Tephritidae. The record is from RefSeq and is a predicted model, not a curated record. Gene Ontology annotation, biological process: DNA alkylation repair; regulation of DNA-templated transcription. Gene Ontology annotation, cellular component: nucleus. The transcript has 6 exons. The coding region runs from base 1 to 1092 and encodes 363 amino acids.
AUGAGCCGAGAAGUAUUGGCGCCACCAUUACAACGAAUGGACAACAAUCGCUGUUAUCGUGUGAAUUUAAUACAUGAAGACUUUGGUAAUCAACUAGCAGCUAUGCAGCGCAAAGAACAUAAACUUGAAACAACAAAUAGCGAAACUGCAUAUAUGGAGCAAGACUUGUAUGCUGAAGAUGACGAUGAUGAGCAAGAAGAUAGCGAAAAUUUGCAAAUAGAGGAACUUAAAAGCGGUCAUUAUAAGCUGACUAUGCAUGUUGCACAGAGUUUUUAUGGUGGCUUGAUCGGUUUCAAAGGCAGCACGAAACGGCGCAUUGAAUCAGAAACGCGUACAGAAAUUUUUAUUCCACGCGCUAGAGAAGGUCCGAAACAAGUCGAAGAUAUCACUAUAAAAGGUAAAACACGAAUAAACGUUAUGACGGCUCGUAGAAAGAUUAAUUUGCUAAUAGUUUCUCUGCGCAAACGUAUGCGACCAACACAUUUUGCCUGUGUACCAUUAAAUUAUGGUGAAAUAAAGGAGCGAUUCUGUGAAUUUAAGAAAGAACUACUGGAGCUUAAUUUGCCGGGUAUUGAUGAAAUGCUUUUCCAAACAGAGGAGUGCAUACAUUUAACAUUAAGCACAUGCGUAUUGCUAGAUGCCGCUGAGCGUUCUAAAGCUGUAGAUAUAUUACAAAGUUGCAAGGCAUAUCUCUCUGACCUACGAACACCAUUUCAAAUUGAAGUUAGGGGACUGGAAAUUAUGAAUGAUGACCCAAGUGCAGUACGCGUAUUAUAUGCCCGAGUAGAAUCCCCUGAAUUACAAAAAUUUGCUGAUUUGGCACUGCAGCCAUUUUUGCGUAGUGGUUUAGGGUUUGAUGAUUAUGAGCGAGAUAAUGUGAAACUGCAUAUGACUAUAAUGAAUAAUCGGUAUCGCAAACAGUUAGACGCGAAAGCAGCAGGCUCUUUCGAUGCACGUGAAAUAUUAAAACGUUACGGUGAUUACAAUUUUGGAAGAGUGGAGUGUAGUGAGGUCCAUCUGUGUGUGAUGCAUCAUACAUCGGGUGAUGAACAUGGAACAUUCUACAAAAUCACUGGAAGCUUAAAGUUCUAAAUCGAUGCUAAAUCAAUAUUUACAUUUUAUUUUAAUUUCCAAAUAAAAAUGGUCGCGUUCAUCUCAAUAUUUGUUGCUCGACCCCCCCCCCCCCCCCUUUUUGUAGUACUUUCAAAUAUGAAAUCAUUUUAAAUUCAAAUAAAACACAUUUAACCACUUUUUAAAAA